AUGCCUGCCUUCAUCUCCCAAACAUCCUCGCAGGUGUCACUCACCGACAUCAAGCUUGAGUGCGAGUCAGGCUAUGUCUCUGGACAAAACUCAGAAUACUCAUCACCAUCAUCAUCAACCACUCUGCCCCAGGUCUCUCUCACCAAGGCCCACAUCAACCACCUCAACAACAUGCUCGAGGAUAUGCACCCCAUGGACAUCCUCCGAUUCUGCAAGGUCAUGUUCCCUAACCUGUACCAAUCGACUGCUUUUGGCUUGACCGGUCUCGCAACCAUGGACAUGCUCUCUAAGAUCCAGAAGGAGCACCCCAACUCUCCCACUGUCGACCUCAUCUUCCUGGAUACCUUGUACCACUUCAAGGAGACAUACGACCUUGUCGACCGAGUGAAGGAGCGAUACCCCAACGUCCCUGUCCACAUCUUCAAGCCCGAUGGCGUCAACACUACCGAAGAGUUCGAGGACAUGUACGGAAAGGAGAUGUGGAACACCGCCAGUGAGAUGUAUGACUGGAUCGCCAAGGUUGAGCCUCUCCAGCGAGCCUAUGAUGAGCUCAAGGUUGCUGCCGUACUCAACGGUCGUCGAAGAUCUCAGGGUGCUGCCCGUGGUUCCAUCCCCAUCAUCGAAGUUGACGAUGAGCGUGGUGUUGUCAAGAUCAACCCCCUGGCCACAUGGUCCUUCAAGCAAGUCAACAACUACAUCAGGGAGAACAAUGUUCCCUACAACGCUCUCCUCGACCAAGGCUACAAGUCCAUCGGCGACUGGCACUCUACUGCCCCCGUCAAGGAGGGUGAAGACGAGCGAGCCGGACGAUGGAAGGGCCAAGACAAGACCGAGUGUGGCAUCCACAACAAGAAGUCUCGAUACGCUGAGUUCGUUGCUAUGAUGGAGCGCAAGCAACAAGAGGAGAAGCUUGCUGCUGCUCUCGAGAAAGUGGCUCUGCCCACCGUAUGA
Messenger RNA from Fusarium musae, 951 nucleotides. RefSeq lists its product as uncharacterized. The transcript has a single exon. NCBI's taxonomy places the organism in Eukaryota, Fungi, Ascomycota, Sordariomycetes, Hypocreales, Nectriaceae. Gene Ontology annotation, cellular component: cytoplasm. Bases 1 to 951 code for a protein of 316 amino acids. Gene Ontology annotation, molecular function: phosphoadenylyl-sulfate reductase (thioredoxin) activity. The record is from RefSeq and is a predicted model, not a curated record.